AUGGCUGUUCAGACAUACUCUUUGCCUCCUCUUCCCUACGCCUAUAAUCACCAAGCCUAUGUCACAAACCUCAAUGCCGCCCUCGGCAACUACUCCAAGGCCGUUGCCGACUCCAACAUCCCCGACCAGAUUGCAUUGCAAAACAUGAUCAAGUUCAACGGCGGAGGUCACAUCAACCACUCCCUCUUCUGGAAGACGCUUGCCCCCGCCGACAGCAAAGACGCCGUCAAGACGACAUUUGGGGGCCUGGCCGGUCUGACCAGUGCAUUCUCGUCUGCUCUGAUGGGCAUCCAGGGUUCGGGCUGGGGAUGGCUCGUCAAGGCGCCCGGCAGUGAUGGCGGUCUACGCAUCAUCACGACCAAGGACCAGGAUCCCGUUGUCGGCGGAGAAGUGCCCGUCAUCGGGAUUGACAUGUGGGAACAUGCGUACUACCUACAGUAUCAAAACGGCAAGGCCUCCUACGUCAACAACGUGUGGAAGAUUAUCAACUGGACGGCUGCUGAGGAGCGGUUCAUGGGCAGCCGAGGCGAGGCGUUCGAGAUUCUCAAGACUGGGGCCUCAUAG
This is a messenger RNA of Colletotrichum spaethianum, 564 nucleotides long. RefSeq names its product superoxide dismutase [Mn], mitochondrial. The record is from RefSeq and is a predicted model, not a curated record. Gene Ontology annotation, molecular function: metal ion binding; superoxide dismutase activity. The coding region runs from base 1 to 564 and encodes 187 amino acids. The transcript has 4 exons. Gene Ontology annotation, cellular component: mitochondrion. Gene Ontology annotation, biological process: superoxide metabolic process. Lineage: Eukaryota; Fungi; Ascomycota; Sordariomycetes; Glomerellales; Glomerellaceae.